This is a messenger RNA of Puma concolor (puma), 7674 nucleotides long. NCBI's taxonomy places the organism in Eukaryota, Metazoa, Chordata, Mammalia, Carnivora, Felidae. The record is from RefSeq and is a predicted model, not a curated record.
AUGAAUAUAAAUGAUGGAGGAAGACGACGCUUUGAGGAUAAUGAACAUACGUUACAUAUAUAUCCUGGGACAAUUUCAGAAGGGACUAUCUACUGUCCAAUUCCUGCCAGAAAAAACUCCACAGCUGCUGAGGUGAUUGACUCUCUUAUAAACAGACUUCAUCUUGACAAAACAAAAUGUUAUGUUCUUGCAGAAGUAAAGGAAUUUGGUGGAGAAGAAUGGAUACUCAAUCCAACAGACUGUCCAGUUCAGCGAAUGAUGUUGUGGCCCCGAAUGGCUCUAGAAAAUCGCCUGAGUGGAGAGGACUAUCGCUUUCUUCUGAGAGAAAAAAACCUUGAUGGAUCAAUCCAUUAUGGUAGUCUGCAGUCAUGGCUACGGGUAACAGAAGAACGUCGUAGGAUGAUGGAGCGGGGUUUUCUUCCACAGCCUCAACAAAAAGACUUUGAUGAUUUAUGUAGCUUACCUGAUUUGAAUGAGAAAACUCUCUUAGAAAACCUACGAAAUCGCUUUAAGCAUGAAAAAAUUUAUACCUAUGUUGGCAGUAUUCUAAUAGUUAUUAACCCAUUCAAGUUUCUUCCUAUUUAUAAUCCCAAAUAUGUCAAAAUGUAUGAUAACCACCAAUUGGGAAAAUUGGAGCCCCACAUUUAUGCUGUGGCUGAUGUAGCUUAUCAUGCCAUGCUUCAGCGCAAAAAGAAUCAGUGCAUUGUGAUUUCAGGAGAGAGUGGUUCUGGGAAGACUCAAAGCACAAACUUUCUUAUACACCACCUUACUGCACUCAGUCAGAAAGGAUUUGCCAGUGGAGUGGAACAAAUUAUUCUUGGAGCUGGACCAGUACUUGAGGCCUUUGGAAAUGCAAAGACAGCUCAUAAUAACAAUUCAAGUCGUUUUGGCAAGUUUAUUCAAGUAAAUUACCAAGAAACUGGCACUGUACUUGGUGCCUAUGUUGAAAAAUAUCUACUGGAGAAGUCCAGACUCGUUUAUCAAGAGCAUAAUGAACGGAACUAUCAUGUAUUUUAUUACCUCCUGGCAGGAGCAAAUGAAGAAGAAAGAUUAGCAUUCCAUCUUAAACGACCGGAAGAGUAUCAUUAUCUAAAUCAGAUAACAAAGAAACCCCUCAGACAGAGCUGGGAUGAUUAUUGCUAUGACUCUGAGCCGGAUUGCUUCUCCGUAGAGGGGGAAGAUUUGAGGCAUGACUUUGAACGCUUACAACUGGCCAUGGAAAUGGUAGGAUUUCUUCCCAAGACACGAAGACAGAUUUUCUCUCUUCUCUCAGCAAUACUACAUUUGGGUAAUAUCUGUUAUAAAAAGAAGACAUAUCGGGAUGACUCCAUAGAUAUCUGUAAUCCUGAAGUUCUGCCUAUUGUCUCAGAAUUAUUAGAAGUUAAAGAAGAGAUGCUAUUUGAAGCAUUAGUUACAAGGAAGACUGUGACAGUGGGAGAAAAACUUAUUUUGCCAUACAAGCUGGCAGAGGCUGUGACAGUGAGGAACUCCAUGGCUAAGUCUUUAUAUAGUGCCCUGUUUGACUGGAUAGUUUUUCGGAUUAAUCAUGCACUUCUGAAUAGUAAAGAUUUGGAGCAAAAUACGAAGACUUUGUCCAUUGGUGUUCUUGAUAUUUUUGGGUUUGAAGAUUAUGAAAAUAAUAGCUUUGAACAGUUCUGUAUUAAUUUUGCUAAUGAACGUUUACAACACUACUUCAAUCAGCAUAUCUUUAAAUUGGAGCAAGAGGAGUAUAGAACUGAAGGUAUCAGCUGGCACAAUAUAGAUUAUAUUGAUAAUACCUGUUGCAUCAAUCUUAUUAGCAAGAAACCAACAGGACUACUCCAUCUUUUGGAUGAAGAAAGCAACUUUCCACAGGCUACAAAUCAAACAUUGCUAGAUAAAUUUAAGCAUCAACAUGAAGAGAAUUCUUACAUUGAAUUUCCAGCUGUGAUGGAGCCUGCUUUCAUUAUAAAGCAUUAUGCCGGGAAAGUAAAAUAUGGGGUAAAGGAUUUCCGGGAAAAAAAUACAGAUCAUAUGCGCCCUGACAUUGUAGCUCUUCUAAGAAGUAGCAAGAAUGCAUUUAUCUCUGGGAUGAUUGGAAUUGAUCCUGUAGCGGUUUUCCGAUGGGCAGUUCUCAGAGCUUUUUUCAGAGCCAUGGUUGCUUUCAGGGAAGCUGGGAAAAGACACGUUCAGAGAAAAACUGGACAUGAUGAUACAGCGCCAUGUGCAAUUUUGAAAAGUAUGGAUAGUUUUAGCUUUCUCCAACACCCAGUCCACCAGAGGAGCUUAGAGAUUCUGCAGAGGUGCAAGGAAGAGAAGUACAGUAUAACCCGGAAAAAUCCCAGAACACCUCUUUCUGAUCUCCAGGGCAUGAAUACUCUAAAUGAAAAAAAUCAACAUGAUACAUUUGAUAUUGCCUGGAAUGGCAGAACUGGGAUUCGCCAGAGCAGACUGUCAAGUAGCACCUCCUUGCUUGAUAAAGAUGGGAUAUUUGCUAAUUCAGCUAGCAGCAAACUCUUGGAAAGAGCGCAUGGAAUUCUCACGAGAAGCAAAAACUUCAAACCCAAGCCUGGACUUCCAAAGCACUUGCUAGAGGUAAAUUCUUUAAAGCACCUGACAAGACUGACACUACAGGAUCGCAUUACCAAGUCUCUUCUUCAUUUGCACAAGAAGAAAAAGCCUCCCAGCAUCAGUGCCCAGUUUCAGGCCUCAUUAAGCAAACUGAUGGAGACACUUGGUCAAGCAGAACCAUAUUUUGUGAAAUGCAUUCGCUCUAACGCUGAAAAGCUGCCAUUAAGGUUCAACGAUGCUUUGGUACUUCGACAGCUUCGGUACACUGGGAUGCUAGAGACAGUUCGAAUUCGCCAAUCUGGAUACAGCUGCAAAUAUUCUUUCCAGGAUUUUGUGAGCCACUUCCAUGUACUUCUUCCCCGAAAUAUUAUUCCAUCCAAAUUUAACAUUCAGGAUUUCUUCAGGAAAAUAAAUCUUAAUUCAGAUAACUAUCAAGUUGGAAAAUCCAUGGUGUUCCUAAAGGAGCAGGAACGACAGCACCUACAAGAUCUGCUUCACCAAGAGGUGCUGCGCAGAAUCAUAUUGUUGCAGCGAUGGUUCAGGGUCCUGCUGUGUAGGCAGCAUUUCCUCCACCUGAGACAGGCAUGCAUCAUUAUCCAGCGAUUCUGGAGGAAUUAUCUAAAUCAGAAGCAAGCCAGAAAUGUAGCUGUGCAGAAGGAUGCUUUAGUCUUGGCUAGUGCAGCCACGCUUCUCCAGUCUUCCUGGCGUGCUCAUGUGGAGAGGCAGCGGUAUUUGGAGCUCCGGACUGCAGCCAUCAUCAUCCAGCAGAGAUGGAAGGAAUGCUAUAGGCAGAGGCACAUGGCUGCUGUCUGUAUUCAGGCAAGAUGGAAAGGCUACAGGGAAAGUAAGAGGUAUCAAGAACAAAGGAGCAAAAUUAUCCUUUUGCAAUCAAUAUGUAGAGGAUUCAGAGCAAGACAAAGAUUUAAAGUUUUAAAAGAACAAAGACUGAAAGAAACAAAACUAGAAUUUGGAUUGGCAGAUCCUGAGCCAUAUGGAGCUCUGGAAAUUCAGGGCUCAGACCCUUCAGAAUGGGAGGAUUGUUCCUUUGACAACAGAGUGAAAGCUAUAGAGGAAUGUAAAUCUGUGAUAGAGAGUAAUCGAAUUAGCCAGGAGAGUUCAAUGGACUGCUUGAAAGAGUCCCCAAACAAGCAACAGGAGAGAGCCAGAAGCCAAAGUGGUGUGGACUUGCAGGAAGAAGUGAUUGUAAGAGAGAGACCUAAGUCCUUAGAGGAUCUCCACCAGAAAAAAGUAGGUCGGGCCAAAAGAGAAAGCCGGAGAAUGAGAGAACUAGAGCAAGCUAUAUUCAGUUUAGAAUUACUAAAAGUUCGUUCUCUUGGUGGCAUGUCUCCUUCAGAGGAACGUAGAUGGUCUACAGAACUGAUGCCUGAAGGUCUUCAGUCUCUACAGGGUACACCUGACAGUGAAAGCUCUCAAGGAAGUUUGGAACAUCUGAGCUGUGAGGAAAGCCAGAAGAGCAAACUUGAGUCCAUAAUAUUAGAUGAAGGAGACUUGCAGAGUCUGUCACCUAAAAUAUCUAGCAGUCCAAAAUUUGAUUCACAGGACAAUGCCCUCAGUUCCUCAAGUGAGACUAACUAUACCAUGAUUGAAAAGGGAACACCCUCUGACUCAGUGCAUUUGAAGAAUGGGACUGUGAAGGAAAAAUUGGUUUGCAGUUCUGAAUCUAUUACCUGUAAGCCACAGCUGAGAGACCCCUUUAUUUCAAAUAGUCUGCCUACAUUUUUUUAUAUUCCUCAACAAGAUCCACUGAAAACAAGUUCCCAACUAGACACAGGUAUCCAGAGAAACAAGCUAUUAGAAAGUGAAGAAGCACUUUCAGCUCUUACUUUGGAUAUCAACAGGGAAGCCAGAAAGUACCACUCCUCCGGAGAAAAUCAAGUUGUCAUGUCUUUGAAUACAGAUUCUUCUAAUACUGUGCUGAAGAAGUUAGAAAAGCUAAACACUGAGAAGGAAGAAAGGCAAAAGCAUUUGCAGCAGCAGAAUGAAAAAGAGAUGAUGGAACAGAUUCGUCAGCAAACAGAUAUUUUAGAGAAGGAGCGUAAAGCCUUCAAGACCAUUGAAAAGCCACGAACUGGAGAGUUGUUCCUGGCACCAUCUUUCCAUCCAUCAAAACAAAGAGUAGAGAGGCCGUCCUCUCUCCUCAUUCUGAAUACUCCAAAUAAGGAAGAACCCAAUGUACUAGGGCCUCCAUUAGUAACUGUAAAAGAUGCAGUUCUUCCAAAAGACAGCGCUUCUGCUCACCUGUCCCAGAAGGACCGACCUGUCACCUUAUUCUUUGAAAGAAAAGGAGGCCCAUACCAAUCUGCUACUACCAAGGAAUUAUCCAAAACAGACAGAAUGUGUACCCAAAUGAAUGUAGCCUGUAAACUUUCUAAUAAUCGUGUUUCCAAAAGAGAGCAUCAUAGGCCAGCUCAGUCUUACAUCCACAAAUCUGAUGGCCCUUCCAGAGAUGGAACUACUAGGGUCAUUUUCUUCACACCAAAGGACAAUAUGAGUAUUUCCCUUGUCAACAAGGAAGCCUUAAACAGUGGAAAUCCUCUACUCCAUAAACAAGAUGAGCCAAAUUGGAAACCUGUGAAAUUAACUGGGCUGGGCCAAGGAGAGACAUCACAGCGAUUUUCUUCAGUUGAUGAAGAAACAAAGCUUCAUAAGACUAUGUCUCAAGGAGAGAUUACAAAAUUGGCAGUGAGGCAGAAGGCUUCAGAUUCGGAUAUAAGACCUCAGAGAGCUAAGAUGAGAUUCUGGGCCAAAGGGAGACAAGGGGAGAAGAAGACUACCCGAGUGAAACCUGCCACCCAACCAGAGGUGUCAGCAUUCUUUGCUGGCUCAGAUAUGAUUCCAGCUCAUCAGUUUCCAGAUGAAUUAGUUCAGUAUCAUUCGACACCUCCUUUGAGCCCAGACUUGCCUGGUAGUUGCCGGAAGGAGUUCAAAGAGAACAAAGAACCUUCUCCAAAGGCAAAGCGGAAGCGAAGUGUGAAGAUCAGCAAUGUGGCUUUGGAAUCUGUGCACUGGCAAAAUGACUCUGUCCAGAUCAUAGCAAGUGUCAGUGAUUUAAAAAGUAUGGAUGAAUUUCUUCUGAAAAAGAUGAAUGACCUAGAUAAUGAAGACAGCAAGAAAGACACAUUAGUGGAUGUUGUAUUUAAAAAAGCCCUAAAAGAAUUUCGGCAGAAUAUCUUCAGCUUUUAUUCAUCUGCCUUGGCGGUAGAUGAUGGGAAAAGCAUACGGUAUAAAGACCUCUACGCACUAUUUGAACAGAUUCUGGAAAAGACCAUGAGACUUGAGCAGCGUGAUUGGAGGGAAUCUCCAGUCAGAGUUUGGGUUAACACUUUUAAAGUGUUUUUAGAUGAAUAUAUGAAUGAAUUCAAGACUUUGGAUUGUAUACCCACAAAGGUGCCAAAAACAGAAAGAAAGAAAAGAAGGAAAAAAGAAACUGAUUUAGUAGAAGAGCACAAUGGUCACAUCUUUAAGGCCACCCAGUAUAGCAUCCCUACAUACUGUGAGUACUGUUCUUCCCUGAUAUGGAUAAUGGACCGAGCCUCUGUUUGCAAAUUAUGUAAAUAUGCUUGCCAUAAGAAAUGCUGUCUGAAAACCACAGCCAAGUGCUCUAAAAAGUAUGAUCCAGAGCUGUCAUCUCGACAAUUUGGGGUUGAAUUGUCCCGUUUGACCAGCGAAGAACGAACUGUUCCUUUAGUGGUGGAAAAGCUCAUAAACUACAUUGAAAUGCAUGGACUGUACACAGAAGGUAUUUACCGAAAGUCUGGUUCAACUAAUAAAAUCAAGGAGCUCCGACAGGGUCUAGAUACAGAUGCUGAGAAUGUAAACCUGGAUGACUAUAACAUACAUGUCAUUGCAAGUGUAUUCAAACAAUGGCUUCGUGAUUUGCCCAAUCCACUCAUGACCUUUGAGCUCUAUGAGGAAUUUCUUCGAGCUAUGGGCCUUCAGGAGAGGAAAGAAACAAUCCGUGGUGUAUACUCUGUGAUUGACCAGCUCUCUCGAACUCAUCUCAAUACACUGGAACGCCUCAUCUUUCAUCUAGUCAGGAUUGCUCUACAGGAAGAAACUAAUCGAAUGUCUGCUAAUGCUUUAGCCAUUGUGUUCGCACCCUGCAUUCUCCGCUGCCCUGAUACCAUUGACCCACUACAAAGUGUGCAGGACAUCAGUAAGACUACCACCUGUGUGGAGCUGAUUGUUGUGGAACAAAUGAAUAAAUACAAGGCUCGUCUCAAAGACAUCAGUAGCCUGGAAUUUGCUGAGAAUAAGGCAAAGACCAGGCUGUCUCUGAUUCGUAGAUCAAUGGGAAAGGGGCGACUUCGCCGAGGAAACUAUCCAAGUCCAUCCUCUCCUGUUGUAGUUCGGUUGCCCUCUAUGUCUGAUGUGCCAGAAGAGACCUUGACUAGUGAAACAGCUGUGGAGACUGACAUCACAGAACAACAGCAAGCAGCUAUGCAGCAGGAGGAGAGGGUACUGACUGAGCAGAUUGAGAACCUACAGAAAGAGAAGGAGGAGCUAACAUUUGAGAUGCUUGUAUUGGAACCCCGUGCCUCUGAUGAUGAAACCCUGGAGUCUGAGGCCUCCAUUGGGACUGCCGAUAGCUCAGAAAAUUUGAAUAUUGAGUCUGAAGGUGCCAUCUCUGAGAAAUCAGAGAGAAGCUUAGCCCUUAGCUCCCUGAAGGCAGCUGGCAAGUCUGAAUCUUCAAGCAAGUUCCGAAAGCAGCUAAAAAAGCAGGAAGACUCUUUGGAUUCAGUGGACUCUUCAGUCUCUACUUUAUGUUCGUCUAGCACUGCAUCUUCUCAUGGGACCAGAAAACGAUUUCAGAUUUAUUCUAAAUCUCCAUUCUACCGAGCUGCCUCAGCUGGGGAGGUCCUGGGAAUGGAAGGGCCACUGGGCCAGAGCAGAUCCCUGGAAGACAGGCCUCAAUUCAUCAGCAGAGGAACCUUCAACCCUGAAAAGGGCAAACAAAAAUUAAAGAAUGUGAAAAACUCACCUCAGAAAACCAAAGAGACCCCAGAAGGGACAGUCUUGUCUGGCCGAAGGAAAACUGUGGACCCAGACUGCAGCUCCACCCAACAGCUAGCACUCUUUGGAAAUAACGAGUUUAUGGUCUGA